UCCUCACCUCACCGCAUGCACCUUCAACAUGGAUAGAGACUUGCACACGCAUGUGCACAUCACGCCCUCAUUCCCUUUCGAGCUGCACUACAUCAAAGCACUUUAUCUGAACCAUCAAUACAAAGAGUGCGCGCGUAGAUGCGAGGACUUGCUCUGUCACAAUCAGGAUGAACCAGCACACGUCGUCUUCCUCAACUUCUAUGGUGCACUGUCUCAUGAAGGCCUUGCAAAGAUAAUGUAUGUUUAUUCAGUGUGGAGACUGCCCAGAAUCUCUGCAGCCGAGUCCGCGUACAACAAAGCACUGGAUGCGUGCUCAGAAGCAGAGCAUCGCCUCGAAGAGAGCUCUACACUAUCACUACCAGGAUUCGCCCUCGAUCAUCCCGUGCCCCAUCUUGCCGCUUCGAACAGCAUCCAUGUGCGCAAGAGAAGCAACAAGCCGUCCCUUGCUCAUUUCGGUCCAGGACUUGAUUCUUCUCACACCAAGUCGAGCAAACAUGCCAAGCGUGUCAACUUCAGCUGGUCACGCAGCUUUACACCACUGUCAUGCGCAACAAUCAAAGCCAUCCAAUACAGCGUGUGUCAAGACAUGAUGUCUCCCCUAGAAGACCCAUUUACAGUCUCNCCCUCUGAGUCAUCAAGCGGCGGAACAUCCGCUCAGGACACUCCAAUCAAGACCGACCAUCUCAGUGCAAAUGGCAGCAAAGAUGUAUUCGACUCACCUCAUCCUCCAACUCCCACUCCUUCCUACAGAUCCGUUCAGCCUUCCGUCUCGCGUGCUCAUGCAACUUACUUGGCCCACCUCGCCGCCCUGCACGACCAACUUACCACUCAUUUUCAACAACUCCUCGAGUUGAAGCAGUCUACCAUCGCUGAACAAGAAGAGCGUGUCCGUCGUCAAAGCGGAUCUACCUCGUCCGCCAGUAACACCAAGACCAACACCAAGUUGCCUCAGUCACGCAGUUUCUGGAGCUUCAAGGACGCAGAGGUGGAGAAGAAGGAGAAGCUGGCCCGAAUUGAGGAAGGUAGAGCCAAAGGCUGGAAGACUGCUAGAUUCGAGCCAAAGAGAUAUACUGAGUUGGCUGAGAAUGCACUUGCCGAGUUGGAG
This is a messenger RNA of Aureobasidium vineae, 1105 nucleotides long. Lineage: Eukaryota; Fungi; Ascomycota; Dothideomycetes; Dothideales; Saccotheciaceae. The record is from the annotation of a GenBank genome assembly.